Messenger RNA from Rhineura floridana, 1617 nucleotides. It is a transcript of the gene ADGRG7, whose product is annotated as adhesion G protein-coupled receptor G7. The record is from RefSeq and is a predicted model, not a curated record. Gene Ontology annotation, biological process: G protein-coupled receptor signaling pathway; cell surface receptor signaling pathway. Gene Ontology annotation, cellular component: membrane. Lineage: Eukaryota; Metazoa; Chordata; Lepidosauria; Squamata; Rhineuridae. The coding region runs from base 1 to 1617 and encodes 538 amino acids. The transcript has 10 exons. Gene Ontology annotation, molecular function: G protein-coupled receptor activity.
AUGCAAAAUUUCUCUGUGAGUAGCAGUUCUGUUGAAGAAGUGGUGCAGCCCAAUAUUGCAGUUCAAAGAGUUGCUCUCCAGAAAACCUCUGCUACUGUGCUUUUCUCUGCCCUGAAGGGAUCAACCAAUGGCUUAGUUUCGGACAGAAUCUUAAUAGAUGAACAUGCGACUAAUCUGAAAACUGAUGAUAGAACAGAAAUUCAGAUGCUCAUCAAUGUCGCAAAUUCAACUGGAAGGGAAAGAGUUGGUUUUGUACUGUAUCAAAAUGACAGGCUUUUCCCAUCAAAAAACUAUAGAAAUAGAUUAGAAGAAAACAACAGUAAUCAAAUUAUCUCUGGCAAUGCUCAUGGAACAAUGAUCAAUCAUGUUAAGAUAGCCUUAAGCCCACAGUACAACAGCUCCAAAUUUCUGCUGCACAACUACGCGUGUGUCUUUUGGGAUUACUCACAGAAUGACUGGAAUACAUCAGGCUGCACAAAAGAGAAAGAUUUGUCAGAGUUAUUGAAAUGCAGCUGUAAUCACACAACUAAUUUUGCAGUAUUAAUGAGCUUCAAGAUCAAUUAUAAAUAUUUAAAACCUCUAAAGAUCGUAUCUUAUAUUGGUUGUGGUUUGUCCAUUGGUGGCCUGACUUCUACCAUUGUGUUUCAGAUUCAUACCAGGAAAACCCGGAAAAUGUCAACUACCAUAAUUCUUGUGUCUCUCUGCUCAUCUAUGUUGAUAUUUAAUAUCAUCUUUAUAUCUGGAAUUGAAAAUUCAAAUGCCAAUAAGAGCAACAGUGCAAUCUCUGCUCCCAACACCAUGCUUGAAUCAGAUGAAGAACAUCCACUUGCAAACUCCUGGUGCACAGCUGUAGCGGCCUUACUACAUUACUUCCUGCUGGCAACUUUCAUGUGGACUACACUCAACUCAGUACAAUUGUACUUGCUGACAAUAAAAACCCAGCGACAUUUUCAUCGAAACUACAGUUUAAUCAUGUUAUUAACUGGAUGGGGAACACCAGCAUUACUUGUUUCUAUAACACUGGCAGUCACUGUUGAAAACUCAAACUACCGACAAGAAGAAUUUUGUUGGCUUGAAGCCCUUGAGCCGGAUGGCACAUUCUCUGCUGAAAAACCUAUGUUAUGGGCAUUCCUUUUGCCAGUGGCCGUCAUCCUCUUAUUUAACUUCACUGUCUUUAUGAAGAUCACCAUCUUUGUGAUAUGGAAGGAAAAUAAGCAUCUGACAAGCACUAAAAGGAAGUCAUACAUGAUGAAGAUAUUUGGGACUUUAUCUAUAGCUGUAGUUCUGGGAAUCACCUGGAUUUUGGGUUAUCUGAUGUUAAUAGACCAUGAGCAGACAAACACUGCUUUCAGCUAUUUAUUCUGUAUUUUCAAUGCUACACAGGGACUCCAGAUUUUUGUUUUUCACGUUCUUGCAACACCCACUGGAAAAAAGAAGAUUGGUGAAGUUUUUGCAUCCCUUUCUGAGAUGCGACUUUACUUGCAUUCAAAGACAUACUACCUGUUAGAUAUGCUUCAUAUAAAGAGUCCCAAUGAAUCCUUUAGAUUUUCUGGUUCCAGGAGAAAUGUUGAUAACUUAUCUAUGUCAAGUAGCAACGAAGAGAUGUGGCAAAGAUAA